Messenger RNA from Nothobranchius furzeri (turquoise killifish), 5438 nucleotides. RefSeq names its product chloride channel, voltage-sensitive 5b (gene clcn5b). Gene Ontology annotation, molecular function: voltage-gated chloride channel activity. Gene Ontology annotation, biological process: transmembrane transport; chloride transport. NCBI's taxonomy places the organism in Eukaryota, Metazoa, Chordata, Actinopteri, Cyprinodontiformes, Nothobranchiidae. Gene Ontology annotation, cellular component: plasma membrane; Golgi apparatus; synaptic vesicle. The record is from RefSeq and is a predicted model, not a curated record.
GCCAGAUGACGUGCGCCGCAUGGCCGCAGUAUUGGAACAGCUCUGACUGACUACAAUGGGACCGUUUUUUCUGCGGAGUUCGUGCCGGAGCGGAGCGGAGAUAGUGGAAUUUUGGGGUAAGAACAGACUUGUGCGGAUGCUGGUUGAUCUCCAUUUUAGUGCAGUGCGUUACCAGUUAUCCAUGUGGAGACACUGGUAUUCAUGUCUUUUAUAAUCAUUUGUAUCGUUUUAUGUCUCUUUUUUAAUGUAGACCUUGAGUCCGAUAAUAAAGUUGAAUUGAACUUCUCCUUAAUGCAAUUAUCUAAUCAACCAAUCACAUAGCAGUUGCUUCAAUGCAUUUAGGGGUGUGGUCCUGGUCAACACAAUCUCCUGAACUCCAAACUGAAUGUCAGAAUGGGAAAGAAAGGUGAUUUAAGCCAUUUUGAGCGUGGUGUGGUUGUCGGUGCCAGACAGGCCGGUCUGAGUAUUUCACAAUCUGCUCAGUUACUGGGAUUUUCACGCGCAACCAUUUCUAGGGUUUACAAAGAAUGGUGUGAAAAGAGAAAAUCAUCCAGUAUGCGGCAGUCCUGUGGGCGAAAAUGCCUUGUUGAUGCUAGAGGUCAGAGGAGAAUGAGCCGACUGAUUCAAGCUGAUAGGAGAGCAACUUUGACUGAAAUAAGCACUCAUUACAACAGAGGAAUGCAGCAAAGCAUUUGUGAAGCCACAACACGCACAACCUUGAGGCGGAUGGGCUACAACAGCAGAAGACCCCACCGGGUACCACUCAUCUUCACUACAAAUAGGAAAAAGAGGCUACAAUUUGCACGCGCUCACCAAAAUUGGACUUUUGAAGACUGGAAGAAUGAGAAUUAAUGAAAUAAAAAACCACACACUCCUCCAAGUGUUAAGUGGAAGAACUGUUCACUCUGCAAAUAAAUACUCAGAAUAUCCAAGGGGACUGCUCAUUUGGAGUUCUAAUUGGACCCACAACAGUGUAUUGACAUAUCCAACUAGCACAGUAGAAAAAAAACUGUUUUCCGUAGAGUCAAGAACAUGGAUCCAUCGUGCCUUGUUACCACUGUGCAGGCUGGUGGUGGUGGUGUAAUGGUGUGGGGGAUGUUUUCUUUGCACACUUUAGGCCCCUUAGUGCCAAUUGGGCAUCGUUUAAAUGCCACGGGCUACCUGAGCAUUGUUUCUGACCAUGUCCAUCCCUUCAUGACCACCAUGUACCCAUCCUUUGAUGGUGACUUCCAGCAGGAUAAUGUACCAUGUCAUAAAGCUCCAAUGAUUUCUAAUUGGUUUCUUGAACAUGACAAUAAGUUCACUGUACUACAACGGCCCCCACAAUCACCGGAUCUCAACCCGAUGGAGCAUCUUUGGGAUGUGGUGGAACGGGAGCUUCGUGCCCUGGAUGUGUAUCCCACAAAUCUCCAUCAACUGCAAGAUGCUAUCCUAUCAGAAUGGGCCAACAUUUCUAAAGAAUGCUUUCAGCACCUUGUUGAAUCAACGCCACGUAGAAUUAAGGCAGUUCUGAAAGCGAAAGGGGGUCAAACACCGUAUUAGCAUGGUGUUCGUAACAAUCCUUUUGGUGAGCGUAGAAGACACUUUUAGGUAAAAGUACUUUAUAAAGAUGGAUCCAAGCAAUCAUCAGUGUUUUCAUUGCAGUACAGACAUAUUUAUUUUAAUUUCUCUAGCAUAUCUCAGUUAAAUUGACCUCUUGUGUGGCAUUCAGAUUAUAAGGCUGGAUUAUUUUCUUCCUUUAGUUCAUGCCCAGAUAUUCUCCCAGGUAUUCCACCCGAGUGUAAGCAAGUCUGUUUUUUAUUUCCCGCCCCGUUUUGAGUGCUUCCAAGAACAGGUUAAACACAGAGAAAACGAUUCCCAUCGGACAGUUCUGUGUACAGCACAAGCUUUUUUUUCUGAUCUCCAUCUGGGUCCUGCUGGAUCCACAAGGUGAAAGACCUCAUAAACAUGUGAUCUCAUUCCUACGCAGUAAUCCACUGCAGCCUAAGAGCUGUAAAAACAGAUCAGCAAAUCGUCAUCUACCUUCCCAGACAGAUUAGCCAAUCAUGAGUCACUUCCAGCGAGCGUGGGAGGGAUCUGCAGGAGGUUACUUCCUUGAGGAGGGAAGAAACUUUGGGUUUGAGUUGCCCUGCUGUCCGUGGAUCUGAAGAGUGGGCCAAGAAUGAGUGAUCAUGGGCUGGGAGUUCUGGACUCGGCAGCUAGAUGAGGAGGAACUGGUUGAGAACGGAGGUUACGAUGAGUACAGCAGCAGCAGCAGAGCCGGUAUGAACGGGGGCGGACCAAAGAAGCUGGUGGACCUUCUGGAGGACCCUCUGCCCGGCGUGGGCACGUAUGAAGACUUCAACACCAUCGACUGGGUCAGAGAGAAGAGCAAGGACCGGGAUAGACAUAGAGAGAUCACCAAUAAGAGCAGACAGUCGACCGUGGCCCUGCUGCGCAGCCUCAGCGACGCCUUCUCGGGAUGGCUGCUCAUGCUGCUGGUGGGACUCAUGGCAGGCGCCCUCGCCGGCGGCAUCGACAUCGCCGCCCACUGGCUGACAGACUUAAAAGGUGGGGUUUGUCUCAUCGGCUUCUGGUUCAACCACGAGCACUGCUGCUGGACGUCCAACGAGACUACCUUCCAGGAGAGGGACCGAUGUCCUCAGUGGCAGAGCUGGGCCGAGCUCAUUGUAGGAAACUCGGAGGGGGCGUUCGCCUACAUCGUGAACUACCUGAUGUACAUAUUCUGGGCUCUGCUCUUUGCCUUCCUGGCGGUCAUUCUGGUCAGAGCCUUCGCUCCUUAUGCAUGUGGAUCAGGAAUACCAGAGAUCAAAACGAUACUCAGUGGGUUCAUCAUCCGCGGCUACCUGGGGAAGUGGACCCUGAUCACCAAGACCAUCACCCUGGUUUUAGCCGUCUCCUCUGGGCUCAGCCUAGGGAAGGAGGGCCCUCUGGUCCACGUGGCGUGCUGCUGCGCUAACAUACUCUGUCACCUGUUCACCAAGUACCGCAAGAACGAGGCCAAACGGAGAGAGGUUUUAUCAGCAGCAGCAGCAGUCGGAGUGUCUGUGGCGUUUGGCGCUCCUAUUGGAGGAGUCCUGUUCAGUCUGGAGGAGGUGAGUUAUUAUUUCCCCCUGAAGACGCUGUGGCGUUCGUUCUUUGCCGCCCUGGUGGCGGCCUUCACCCUGCGCUCCAUCAACCCGUUUGGAAACAGCCGCCUGGUGCUGUUCUACGUGGAGUUUCACGCCCCGUGGCACCUGAUAGAGCUGGCUCCUUUCAUCUUGCUGGGGAUCUUCGGAGGCCUGUGGGGGGCGCUGUUCAUCAGGGCGAACAUCGCCUGGUGCAGGAGGCGUAAAACCACUCGCUUGGGGCACUACCCGGUCAUCGAGGUGCUGGUGGUGGCGGCGCUGACGGCUCUGAUCGCCUACCCCAACAGCUACACCCGCAUGAGCGGAUCGGAGCUCAUCUCUGAGCUGUUCAACGACUGCUCGCUGCUCGACUCCUCUCAGCUGUGUGGCUACAAGCAGCCAGUCAACGCGUCAGAAACAGGCGUAGGUAACAGCCUGGCGGACCGGCCGGCCGGGGAGGGUCUCUACACGGCUCUGUGGCAGCUGGCCUUGGCUCUCAUCUUUAAGAUGCUCAUCACCGUCAUCACUUUUGGCAUGAAGGUCCCUUCUGGUCUCUUCAUCCCCAGCAUGGCGGUGGGGGCGAUAGCUGGUAGGCUGCUGGGUGUUGGCAUGGAGCAGCUAGCCUACUAUAACCACGACUGGCUCAUCUUCAGAGGGUGGUGCUCCCCGGGAGCGGACUGCAUCACCCCAGGGCUCUACGCCAUGGUGGGAGCCGCUGCCUGCCUAGGCGGAGUUACUCGUAUGACGGUGUCGCUGGUCGUCAUCAUGUUCGAGCUGACCGGCGGUCUGGAGUAUAUCGUUCCCCUCAUGGCUGCAACCAUGACCAGCAAAUGGGUGGCGGACGCCUUUGGACGGGAGGGCAUCUAUGAGGCUCACAUCCGGCUGAACGGUUACCCGUUCCUGGAGGCGAAGGAGGAGUUUGAACACAGCAGCCUGGCGGUGGAUGUGAUGAGGCCGAGGAGGGGCGACCCCGCCCUGGCUGUGCUCACGCAGGACAGCAUGACUGUAGAGGAGGUGGAGACGGUGGUGGACAGCACUCACUACAGCGGCUUCCCCGUGGUCGUCUCUCAGGAGUCCCAACGACUGGUGGGGUUUGUGCUCAGAAGAGACCUGCUCAUAUCAAUAGACAACGCCCGAAAGCGGCAGGACGGUGUCGUCAGCACCUCCCAGGUGGUUUUCACAGAGCACGCCCCGACGCAGCCACCUGAAGCUCCGCCUCCCCUCCGCCUGAGGGGCAUCAUGGACCUGAGCCCUUUCACGGUCACCGACCACACGCCCAUGGAUAUCACCGUGGACAUCUUCAGGAAAUUAGGUCUUCGCCAGUGUCUGGUCACACACAACGGGAGGCUGCUGGGAAUUAUCACUAAAAAGGACAUACUCAAGCACAUGGCCCAGAUCGCCAACAGAGACCCCGACUCCAUCCUCUUCAACUGAGCUCCAGUCGUCUUUGCUUCCACGAGUCAAGAAGACGAUGCCAGCCUCAGAAUGCAACUUUACCUCUCCGAAUUUUGAAAGGCAAAAACGGGUCGGGGCUCAUUUGCACAUCAGACUGGCGACUGGAAUGUUGUUCCCAGGGAUUUCUGAGCCCGUUUUAGGGUGUAUAAAAUGGUUUAUAAUGAAGAAGGAAAAGAGUCUCCUGUCCAGCCCCUGGAAGGGGGACUUAAUCACCUGCUGUUCUUUGGCAUUUUUUCUGCUCUCUUUUUCUUCUCAUUUUUUCCAAACAAGACUGGAAUCUGUGAGUCAAAUCUCCCUGGGAUUCUUUCUCCUCCGGUUACCGUCUUGCUACACCUGAGACUACAGGGAGGUGGGAAGAGAUAAUCCUGUGUGACGGACGCUGAGACGAGAGGUGAAGGAGGGGUUUAGGUGGUUUCCCUCCAGCCAUCGCAGCGAGCCCAGACAGAUGACUGACUUGUGCUGCUGGAUGUUCUGACAGCUUCCUGUGCCCCCCCUCACCCCCCCAGGGAUGGGAAUGUGGGAGGAGGGACACAGUCGGCGCUAGAGGAGGACUGCAUACUUACGCUCCACGAAGGUCCUGAUGACAGCCUGGGAAGUCUCCUUAUAUGUCUGGUUGUCUCAUAGAUGAGUGAGACUGCUGAUAGCCUUGGAGGUCUACUGGGCUGCCAGUCAGACCCAGACAAGCACUACAGCUGUUUACAUCCUGAAAAACUAUCAAUGAUUGCAUCCCGGGAAUCUGCAAACGCCACCUCAUGCCUUACGAGAGGUUGGAAGUGGGCGGACAUGAAUAUGCAGCCAGAGAAACAUCAUCACACAUGAAUUAAUUUAUGUAAAUGUAAAAUUUUUCAUUCCAUUAAAUUAUUUCAUUGAAUGAAA